Messenger RNA from Pungitius pungitius (ninespine stickleback), 7157 nucleotides. It is a transcript of the gene myofl, whose product is annotated as myoferlin like. Lineage: Eukaryota; Metazoa; Chordata; Actinopteri; Perciformes; Gasterosteidae. Gene Ontology annotation, cellular component: membrane. The coding region runs from base 386 to 6508 and encodes 2040 amino acids. The transcript has 53 exons. The record is from RefSeq and is a predicted model, not a curated record. Gene Ontology annotation, biological process: plasma membrane organization.
UUGUUUUUAAAAGUUCGUUCUUGUUAUUGUAAGCAUGGGGGGAAGGCGAUGCGUCACACGCCACCGGGGAGCGCUGCAACACAAGCCGAGAAAGGUCCAACUCCGCGGGCUUUGCUGGAUUUCACACGAUUUGCCCCUUAGCUCUGCACAGUGGUAUCAGGCACCAUUAAGUUAUCUGCACGAAUCCCUUUUUUAAAAGGCAACGAGGAAACUAGGCUGUGCUUUCCUUGUUGUCUCUUCCCCCACCCAGGGAACCUGUGACUCAUGGGUGAGGCAGCCCUCUGGGAUCCAGUCCUCACCCCUGUGCACAUCUGUGUGUUUCAGUUCCGUCUGUGGAGGCUCCGAAGAUGAUUCCUUUCUCUGAAUAGAUGUGGACUUAAUCAAAAUGCUUCGUGUAAUUGUGGAGUCGGCCAGUGGGAUCCCCAAAAAGAAAAUUGGAAACCCAGACCCAAUCGCUGCAAUUAUCUUUAGAGGUGAAAAGAAGAAAACCAAAGCAAUUGACAAUGAUUUGAAUCCUGUAUGGAAUGAAGUGCUUGAAUUUGAUCUGAAAGGCUCUUCCUUGGAUGCAUCUUCCUUCAUCGAUGUGGUUGUCAAAGACUAUGAGACAAUCGGCAAAGACAAGUUCAUUGGCUCGGCAAAAAUUCCGCUGAGAGACUUGGCCAGUGGUCACAUGACGUCUCUCCCAUCGAAGAACGUGCCCUUGAUCAAUGAGAAGCAACGAGCUACUGGGGCAAACAUCAAUUUGCUCAUUCGGUAUGAAGCACCUGACGACCUUAGACCAGACCCAAAUGAGCAACCUGAUGGAGAAACGUCUCAUGUGGAUGCAGGAGACGGUGGUGAGGGUGAUGAGAGGGAUGCAGACGUGGGAGGAAGAAUUCAGAGUGGAAGCCCCGGCGCUCCCACUUCCCCAAACCAGGCCGGGAAACCCAGACACAAGUCAGUCCACCUCAGCCGUAAGAAGAAUAGAGCCUUGGCCAAUAAGCCUCAGGACUUCCAGAUUCGUGUCCGGGUCAUCGAGUGUCGACAGUUGCCUGGCAACAACAUCAAGCCAGUGGUUAAGGUGAAUGUAUGUGGACAGACGCACAGGACCAGAAUCAGAAGAGGAAAUAACCCGUUCUUCAACGAGAUGUUUUUCUACAACGUUAACAUGCUACCUUCAGAGCUCUUUGACGAGAGCAUUAGCCUUCGGAUUUAUGACUCCUUCUCCCUCAGAGCUGACGGUCUAUUGGGAGACUUCAAGCUGGAUGUUGGCUACAUUUAUGAUAAUCCAGGUCAUGCAAUAAUGAGGAAAUGGCUCCUCCUGAGUGACCCUGAUGACUCUAGCUCAGGGGCCAGAGGUUACCUGAAGGUCAGCAUAACUGUUGUGGGGUCUGGAGAUGACCCACCGACUGAGAGGAAAGAGAUGAGUGAGGAGCAUGACGACAUAGAAAGCAAUCUCUUGGUGCCGGCAGGUGUCACAAUGCAAUGGGCCACACUCAGACUCAAAGUCUACCGUGCCGAGGACAUGCCACAGAUGGAUGAUGCCUUUAUUCAGACAGUAAAACAGGUCUUUGGAGGAGAAGGAGACAGAAAAAACUUGGUUGACCCAUAUGUGGAAGUCAGCUUUGCUGGCAAGAAGCUGUGCACCAAAGUCAUUGAGAAAAAUGCAAACCCAGAGUGGAAUCAACUCAUCAAUCUCCAAGUCAAGUUCCCGUCCAUGUGUGAACGCAUACAGUUGACUGUAUAUGACUGGGAUCGUCUAACCAAGGAUGAUGCCAUAGGAACAACGUUUUUAAACCUGAGCAAGAUGUCUUCCUCUGGUGGAGAGAUUGAAGUGAGCACCGCAGCAUCAGAGGUGGGUUUCCUGCCAGCUUUUGGGCCUUCCUACAUCAACCUAUACGGCAGCCCGAGAGAAUUCACCGGCCUGCCAGACCCAUACGACGAACUCAAUUUCGGAAAGGGGCAAGGGGUCGCCUACAGGGGGCGGGUCCUUGUUGAGCUGUCCACAGAGCUUGAUGGGAAGGUUGAUAUGAAUGUGGAUGACAUCUCCAGUGAUGACAUCCUUGUGGCACAGAAAUACCAGCGGCGGAGGAAGUUCUCUCUGUGCGCGGUCUUCCACAGUGCGUGCAUGCUCCAGGAGCCCGGCGAGCCAAUCCAGUUUGAGGUCAGCAUUGGUAACUAUGGUAACAAGCUGGACUCCACCUGCAAGCCCCUGUCGUCCACCACCCAGUACAGCUUUGCUGUGUUUGACGGUAAUCACUACUAUUACCUGCCCUGGGCUGACACUAAGCCUGUGGUGAUUCUCACCUCACACUGGGAAGACAUCAGCCACCGUCUGUUCUCCGUCAACAUUCUCCUCUUCAUUGCUGAGAGACUGGAGUCCCACCUCAACUCUUUAAAAAACGCCAUGUUAGCCAAAGAGGCUGAGACACAUCUGGAGGAGAUUUGCCGUGAACUCAUCAACCACAUGAUUGAGGACCUGAACAGUUUUCAGCUUCCAGUGGUAGAGGGCCAACCCCAUGUGACUGCACUGGAUCUCCAGUUGAGAAAACUGCGUGAUGCUGCUAUUGACAGCAUCAGAGAGAUGGCCAAUCGCAUGAGAGAGGGUGCCAUAGAUGUCAAGGCUACUGUUGAAGACAUUGAGGACUGGUUGGACAGGAUCAAGCAGCUCGCAGAGGAGCCUCAGAACAGCAUGCCAGAUGUGAUCAUCUGGAUGUUAAGAGGAGAGAAACGGGUGGCUUUUGCUCGAGUCCCAGCAAACCAGAUCCUGUUUUCAAACUUUAGCGAACAGGCUUGUGGGAAACACUGUGGACGCACGCAGACCAUUUUCAUGCAGUAUCCCAUGGACAAAAACAAAGGUGUGAAGGUCCCUGUUCAGUUGCGGCUCAACAUGUGGCUCUGUCUCUCUGCCCAUGAGAAAAACUUCAACAACUUCUCAGAUGGGAACUUCAGCGUGUACGCUGAAAUGUAUGAGAACCAGGCCCAUGUUUUGGGGAAGUGGGGAACUACCGGUUUGGUAGGUCGUCAUAAGUUCUCCAAUGUGACUGGAAAGGUGAAACUCAAAAGAGAACGUUUUCUGCCACCACGUGGAUGGAAUUGGGAGGACGACUGGUUUGUUGACCCAGAGCGAUGGCUGUUGACAGAAGCAGACGCCGGCCACACAGAGUUCACAGACGAAGUUUUUCAUAAUGAAACACGUUUCCCUGGUGGGGAGUGGAGCGCUGCGGCGGAGCCCUACACAGACGUGAAUGGAGAAACAGCUCAGAACCCCAAAGAUUUUGAGUGUCCAAUGGGAUGGCGCUGGGAAGAUGACUGGAGCUUUGACAGCGACAAAGCUGUUGAUGAGAAAGGUUGGGAAUACGGAGUAACCAUUCCUCCCGACGAUAAGCCCAAAUCAUGGGUCGCAGUGGAGAAAAUGUAUCAUGUCCAUCGCAGAAAGAGACUCAUCAGACCGCGGAAGAAGAUAUCUGACAAAACGGCUGUUACUGAGACGCGAGACCCAGGGGAGGGCUGGGAAUACUCUUCCUUGAUUGGCUGGAAGUUCCACAGGAAGGAGCGCUCCUCUGAUACGUUCCGGCGCCGCCGCUGGAGAAGAAAGAUGGUCCCAUCAGACCGCCUUGGUUCUUCCGCCAUCUUCAAGCUGGAAGGGGCAUUGGGAGUCGAUGUUGACGAGAAAGCCAGUAAAGCGGAUGCAGCCAAACUAUUUGGUGCCAACACACCCUCUGUUUCCUGCCACUUCACCCAGUCUUACCGUUACCACUUGAGGGUGUAUGUGUAUCAGGCGAGGAAUCUCUGUGCCAUGGACAAAAACAGCUUCUCAGAUCCCUAUGCUCAUGUGUCAUUCCUACAUGUGAGCAAGACGACUGAAGUCAUAAGGUCCACCCUGAACCCCUCAUGGGAUCAGACUCUCAUCUUUGAAGACAUUGAAAUCUACGGAGACCCACAAACUAUUGCCGUCAACCCUCCAGAUGUGGUGUUGGAGCUGUGCGACAGUGAUCAAGUAGGUAAAGAUGAACCCCUCGGACGCUGCACAUGCCCGCCAGUAGUGACACUGAACCCCAGUAUGGCGGUCUGCCCAAAGCUGCUGUGGUUACCGGUCACCAAAAAAGGUUGCAGUGCCGGGGAGAUUCUGCUGGCUGCAGAGCUCUUUCUGAAAAACAAGGAGACUGACGGAGAUCUGCCCCUGGUGCCUCCUCGCCGGGGAGAGAAGCUCUACAUGGUUCCCCAGGGAAUCAGGCCCGUAGUGCAGCUCACUGCGAUUGAGAUCUUGACUUGGGGCUUGAGGAAUAUGACGACCUACCAGUUGGCCACCGUUUCCUCCCCCAGUCUGAUAGUGGAGUGUGGUGGGGAGGUUGUUGAAACCGCUGUGGUCAAGAAUAUCAAAAAGAACCCCAAUUUCCCCGGAUCAGUGCUGCUGCUCAAAGUGCUUCUGCCAAAAGAGGAGAUGUACACCCCUCCUAUUGUGCUGAAGGUAAUCGACCACCGGCCAUUCGGUAGGAAACCAGUCGUGGGUCAGUGCACCAUCGACCGCUUGGAGGAGUUCCGCUGUGAUCCCUAUUGCAUUAACAGUGAAGUCUGCAUGUCUGCUAGAGUGGCAAUGAUAGCUGCGUCCCACGGAGAAGUUGUCAUAGACAUUGAGGAGGGAACCGUCGUAAAAUCUGAGCCUCAGGCAGAAAUGGAGGAGACAGUUGACUGGUGGAGUAAGUUCUACGCCUCUGUUGAGCAGCAGGAGAAGUGUGGGCCUUACCUGAAAAUGGGAUACGACACAUUACAUAUGUUUGACAGUGAACUUGAAGAGGUUGCAGAGUUCCAGGGACUCAGUGAUUUCUGCAGCACCUUCAAACUUCAGCGAGGAAAGACUGAAUAUGACGAAGAUGAUCCCUCUGUGGUGGGAGAGUUCAAGGGCUCAUUCAAGAUUUACCCUCUGCCUGAUGACCCCGGGGUGCCAACUCCACCCCGCCAGUUCAGAGAGCUUCCUGAGAGUGGACCUCAGGAGUGCCUGGUUAGAAUUUACGUGGUGCGCUGUCUUGACCUGCAGCCAAAGGAUACCAACGGCAUGUGUGACCCAUAUGUGAAGAUUUCACUGGGACGGAAAAAACUGGAUGACAGAGAUAACUACAAACCAAACACCCUCAACCCGGAGUUUGGAAAGAUGUUUGAGUUGUCCUGCUUCCUACCUCAAGACAAGGACCUGAAGAUUGCUGUGUAUGACUACGAUCUACUGAGCAGAGAUGAAAAAGUCGGUGAGACCGUCAUCGAUUUGGAGAACAGACUCCUGUCUCGUUUCCGGGCCGGUUGUGGUCUGCCAAAGACUUACUGUGUCUCAGGGAUCAAUCGGUGGAGGGACCAGCGGAAACCUUCUCAGAUCUUCCAGAACGUGGCCAAAGUGAGAGGCGUUAGUCCUCCACUCAUAGAGGGAGAUGGCAGCUCCCUGACUUUCUCAGGAAAACGAUACAACCUGCAAGAUUUUGAGGCAAACACUGUGAUCCACCCGCACUUAGGACCAGCCAGAGAGAGGCUGGCUCUGCAUGUCCUCAGAACCCAGAACUUGGUGCCAGAGCAUGUGGAGACCAGAAGCCUGUGCAGCUCCCACCAACCAAACUUGUCUCAGGGAAAAAUUCAAAUGUGGGUGGACAUCUUUCCAAAGAGCCUUGGUGUGCCAGGGCCUCCAUGGGAUAUCACUCCACGCAAAGCCAAGAAGUACGUUUUGCGAGCCAUCAUUUGGAACACAACUGAUGUUACUCUGGACGAAAGAAGCAUCACCGGAGAAGACAUGAGUGACAUCUACGUAAAGGGAUGGAUGCCAGGUAUGGAGGACUCCAAGCAGCAGACUGAUGUUCACUACAGAUCCCUGGAUGGUGAUGGGAAUUUCAACUGGAGGUUCAUCUUUGGGUUUGACUACCUGCCUGCAGAGCAGAUGUGUGUUGUUUCGAGGAAAGAACACAUUUGGAAUCUGGACAAAACUGAAUUAAGGAUUCCUCCUAAAUUGAUCAUCCAGAUUUGGGACAAUGACAAAUUCUCUUUGGACGACUACUUAGGUACAGUUGAACUGGACCUUCUCAACCUGAUCUCUCCUGCUAAGAGCUCAGAAAAGUGCAGCCUGAAGAUGUUGCCUUGGAGAGAAGGCUCAGUCGCCUCUAAGAAACCUCUGCCCAACUCACUUUUCUCCCAAAAGUCUGUUAGAGGCUGGUGGCCAUGCACGGUCGAGCAGGAUGGGAAACUUGUGCUUGGUGGUAAAGUAGAGAUGACGCUGGAAAUAGUGGAGGAGAAGGAGAUGGAAGAGAGACCUGCGGGGAAAGGCAGAGAUGAGCCAAACAUGAAUCCCAGACUUGAUCCACCCAAACGCCCUGACACGUCAUUCUUCUGGUUUACAAGCCCUUGCAAGACCAUGAAGUUCAUUGUUUGGCGAAGAUUCAAAUGGAUUUUCAUUGGAGCGAUUCUUCUUCUGCUGGUCUUCUUGUUCCUUGGGAUCCUGCUUUACUCCCUACCAAACUACAUCUCAAUGAAGAUUGUCAAACCUUUCUCAUAAGGAUCAUUGAGGAGAAGUGCCUUCCUGAUGGAAUCGUCAGUGUUUCCAUCACUGAGAAACAUGCAAUAACUUCUUCUGUUGAUGCCACAACAGAUUGAUAUUCAGCAUUCUAAUCCCACAUUAUCACACCAGAUUUUCUCUAUUUCUUUGCACUACUGCAAUCUAUAUUUCUUGUGAUCCAAAGUGUUUUAUCUUUACAUGUAAACAAAAAAAAUCAAGAAAUUCAAGGAUUAUAUAUUGGAAUAAAAUGUGUGAUAAAGAAGUUGUGAUUGGUUCUGCACACGAUAGAAAUCAUUACACAUAUAAUGUAAAACUGUCUAACGUUGUAGGAUUUUAACUAUGAAAAUGUAACACACAUACGUUUUGUAACAUCAAAACCAGGGACAUCUUCUGUGUACUUUAGGUUGUUAACGUCAACAUAGUGGUAUACUCGAUGCCGAGUAAAAUUUACAAUGAAAGAACAACAUAAAAAGUGUCUUUUAGAAUCUCAUUACUGAUUUUUGAUGUACUUUUCUUUACCCAACAUCAUUUUGCUAGUUUUUUUACUUUUGUCUAAUUAAUAUAUAUAUAGAGAGAAAAUAAGACCACAAAAUAUUUAGGAAACAGUCCAAGUUCCUGUUUUCAACACAGAUACUUAAUUGAACCGUCU